UAGCUUAUAAUUCAUCUGUUGACCGGUUUCCUACUGAAAAGAAGAAGAUUGUGGUGAGUGGGAAUCCGGUUAGGUUGUUAAUAAAGAAGUUUGUGUCAAAAGCCGUGGCAAGGACGUAUUUUUCCCCUAGGUUGGCUAAGGUAUCAGAAUCGGAGGCGGUGGUGCUGCUGGUGCUUGGGGGAUCCUUUGGGGCUAAUUCUAUGAACAUUGCUCUAUUCAAUAUUUAUUUUCAGAUGUUGGAGCAGCGGCCAAAUUUGCAUAUAAUUUGGGAGACUGGUGUUGAAUCAUUCAAUGAGAUGGAGAGCCUUGUUCGAAACCAUCCUCGAUUGGUAUUGGCACCGUUUUUGCGUUCUAUGGACAUGGGAUAUGGAGCUGCAGAUCUUAUUGUUUCUAGGGCUGGAUCGAUGACUUGUACUGAACUACUAGUUACAGGGAAACCUGCCAUCCUGGUCUAUACUACAGGAAUGCGCCUUAUGCUAGUGAGGAAAUUGAUGUGGUUCGUGAGCAAUGGGCUAAGUUUUUUACCAGAAAGUAUUUAUUAUUGGCCUGAGCGCGUUUGAUCGAGUUGGCUUAGAUGUUAUAGAACAAUAUUUUGUAUUAAAAUGUAUGCGUACGUUGAAAUUGGAACGUACAUAUAUUUAAAUGUAUUAGUACGUGCACUUUGGUUUUGGAAUAUAUACAAAACUACAGUUAUUGUUUAUAUAUUUGUUAUACAGGU
Molecule: messenger RNA, 718 nt
Organism: Spinacia oleracea (spinach)
Lineage: Eukaryota; Viridiplantae; Streptophyta; Magnoliopsida; Caryophyllales; Amaranthaceae
Exons: 3
Coding region: 201-560 (119 amino acids)
Molecular function (GO): hexosyltransferase activity
Source: RefSeq, a predicted model, not a curated record